AUGAUUGCUAGAUUUAAUUGCCCUAAUAUAGAAAGUAUAGACGUUAGUGACGAAGAGGAUAUAGAUAAAAAGGAGAUUAAUGAAGAGGAUGAAGAGGAUAUUAAUGAAGAUGAUAAAGUGAAUAUUGACGAAGAGAAUGAAGAGGAUAUUAAUAAAGAGGAUGAAGAGGAUAAUAAUGAAAAGGAUGAAGGGGAUAUUAAUGAAGAGGAUGAAGGGAAUAUUAAUGAAGAAAU
Racocetra fulgida is the source of this 233-nucleotide messenger RNA. The record is from the annotation of a GenBank genome assembly. NCBI's taxonomy places the organism in Eukaryota, Fungi, Glomeromycota, Glomeromycetes, Diversisporales, Gigasporaceae.